Acanthamoeba castellanii str. Neff is the source of this 3429-nucleotide messenger RNA. RefSeq names its product mRNA decay factorlike protein. Bases 1 to 3429 code for a protein of 1142 amino acids. The record is from RefSeq and is a predicted model, not a curated record. Gene Ontology annotation, biological process: nuclear-transcribed mRNA catabolic process, nonsense-mediated decay. The transcript is spliced from 16 exons. NCBI's taxonomy places the organism in Eukaryota, Discosea, Longamoebia, Acanthamoebidae. Gene Ontology annotation, molecular function: RNA binding; ATP binding; DNA binding. Gene Ontology annotation, cellular component: cytoplasm.
AUGCAGGCGGCAUUUGGCGGCCACCACCCGGGUGGGGGCGCCACGCAGACCGCCGAUUCCCUCAUGGACGGAGAGGAGAGCAGCCAAGACUUCUCCUUCCUCGAGAUCCCGACUCAAGGAUCUGAAUACGAUUACCCCGAAUUUACAAAUACCUCGGCCACAGCCUCCCAGGCCUCGGCCCUGGGCGAUGAUGGAUCGCAGUCGCAGCUUUCAUCCGUCUCCUCCACGUACCCCUUCUCCUCUUCCUCCAUGGCCUCCUCCCUGCACAACGACGGCACGCAGCACCUCGCCUCGCAGCACCUUCAUCACCACCAUGCGCAUGGGAUGAUGCUCCCGCACGACGUCGAUACGGCCGCAGACGCACUGAGGGACCUGCAUUUUGAGGAGGCCUUCGAAGAUGACGAUCUGGCCGGCGAAGAUUUCAACAAAAAGCUGCCUCCGCACGCAUGCAACUAUUGCGGGGUGCACAACCCGGCGUGCGUGGUGCGCUGCAACGUGCCGUCGUGCCGCAAGUGGUUUUGCAAUGGGCGCGGCAGCACGAGCGGCUCGCACAUCAUCAACCACCUGGUUCGGGCGAAGCACAAGGAGGUGUGUUUGCACGCCGAUAGUCCACUGGGCGACACCAUCCUCGAGUGCUAUAACUGUGGAUGCAAGAACGUGUUUCUCCUGGGGUUCAUCCCUGCCAAAACCGAGUCGGUGGUGGUACUCCUCUGCCGCGACCCGUGUGCCAAUGCCACCGGCCUGAAGGACAUGAACUGGGAUCUUGCGCAAUGGCUCCCUCUCAUCGACGAUCGCUGCUUCCUUCCGUGGCUCGUCAAGAUGCCGUCCGAGCAGGAGCAGCUGCGGGCCAGGCAGGUAUCGGCGCAGCAGAUCAACAAGCUCGAGGAGCUCUGGCGGGCCAAUCCCGAGGCUGUCGUCGAGGACCUCCAGAAGCCCGGUGUGGAUGAUGAACCCAACUCAGUUCUGCUGCGAUACGAAGACGCUUACCAAUACCAGAACAUCUUCGGUCCUUUGGUCAAGCUCGAGGCGGAGUAUGACAAGAGGAUGAAGGAGUCACAGACGCAGCAAGGAGUAUCCAUUCGGUGGGAUAUGGGCUUGAACAAGAAGCGCGUGGCCUACUUCCUGUUCCCCAAGUCCGACAACGAGCUCCGGCUGGUGCCCGGCGAUGAACUCAGGCUGCGACAUCCGGGUGACGGCAGCCACGCAGCGUGGAACUGCGUAGGCCACGUCGUAAGGCUCACCACCAACGAGGAGGUGGCCCUCGAGCUGCGCUCCAACGUCGGAGCGCCCAUCGACCUGUCUCACGGCUUCUCGGUCGACUUUGUCUGGAAAGCCACGUCGUUCGACCGUAUGCAGGGCGCCAUGAAGACGUUUGCUGUCGAUGAUCAAUCGCUUUCGGGUUACCUCUACCACCGAUUCCUCGGGCACGAAGUCGAGGAGCAGACCUUCCGCGUCACUCUCCCCAAGCGCUUCUCCGCUCCUGGCCUUCCCGAGCUCAACCACUCUCAGGUGGCCGCCGUGAAGAGUGUGCUGCAGAAGCCGCUCUCGCUCAUCCAGGGUCCACCCGGAACUGGCAAGACCGUGACGUCCGCCUCGACGGUGUAUCAGCUGGUCAAGCAGAACCAGGGCCAGGUGCUCGUCUGCGCUCCUUCCAACGUCGCCGUCGACCAGCUCACUGAGAAAAUACACGCCACGGGUCUGAAGGUCGUGCGCCUCUGUGCCAAAUCGCGGGAAGCCGUCUCCUCGCCGGUGGAGUUCCUCACCCUCCACUACUUGGUCAAGCAUCUCGCCUCCGGUUCGAUCGACAAGGGGGAGCUGGCCAAGUUGCAGCAGCUGAAGGAUGACCAAGGAGAACUGUCGUCUGCCGAUGAGAAGAAAUUCAAGUCCCUGAAGCGAUCCAUGGAGCGCGAGAUCCUCCAAUCGGCCGACGUUAUCUGCUGCACCUGCGUCGGUGCUGGCGACCCUCGGCUGACCAACUUCCGCUUCAGGCAAGUGCUGAUCGAUGAGUCGACUCAGGCUACCGAACCCGAGUGCCUGCUGCCGUUGGUGCUGGGUGCCAAGCAAGUGAUCUUUGUGGGCGAUCACUGCCAGCUGGGUCCUGUCAUCAUGUGCAAGAAGGCCGCACGCGCGGGCCUUUCCCAAUCGCUCUUUGAGCGUCUCAUCAUGCUGGGUGUACGUCCCAUUCGUCUGCAGGUGCAGUACCGUAUGCACCCGUGUCUCUCGGAGUUCCCUUCGAACACGUUCUACGAAGGCACGCUGCAGAAUGGAGUCACUGCGGCAGAGCGCAACCAGGGCGCGCUGGACUUCCCGUGGCCAGUGCCCAACAAGCCCAUGUUCUUCUACAACUGCCUGGGCCAGGAGGAGAUCUCGUCAUCGGGCACAUCGUAUCUCAACAGGAAUGAAGCAGCAGUGUGCGAGAAGAUUGUGACCCACUUCCUCCAGGCCGGUGUCACGUCGGCUCAGAUUGGCGUGAUCACGCCGUAUGAAGGACAGAGGGCGUACCUGGUGAACUACAUGCAGAGAAACGGAUCGCUGCGUUCACAGCUCUACAAGGAGAUCGAAGUCGCUUCGGUUGAUUCCUUCCAGGGUCGUGAGAAAGACUUCAUCAUCCUUUCUUGCGUACGGUCCAACGAGCACCAGGGCAUUGGUUUCUUGAACGAUCCUCGGCGUCUCAACGUGGCUCUCACCCGUGCCAAGUACGGCGUCGUGGUGCUGGGUAACGCCAAGGUGCUGUCCAGGCAACCGCUGUGGAACAACCUGCUGGUCCACUUCAAGGAGAACGGAUGCCUCGUGGAGGGUCCGCUCAACAACCUGAAGCAGUCCAUGGUCCAGUUCGCCAGGCCGCGCAAGUACUACAACGACCGUAAGUUCAUUCCCGGUCUUGGCCCCGCCCUCCGGCCCGACGAGGAUCCGUCGGUCUACGACCGCUCCCUCCCCGCUCCUGCCUCUACCGACCCCGCGGCAUCGCUUGGCCGCGGAAGGUUCCCUGCGCAGGCGGGGUACUACCCUGGCCCGGUUCCCGCCGCCGCGCACGCGGGCCGGCACGCCGAUGCCUGGAACGCUCAGCAGCAGCAGCAGCAGCGCACUCGCGGCGCUCCUCGUGCCCGAGGUGGAAGGAAGGAUAGAGUUGAGAGGCCCAGAGAGAGCUUCGGAGACAGCAGCACGCAGGCCGGGAUGUCGUACUCCUCGCAGGGUCCGCUCACGCAGCCGCUGCUGACGCAGUCCCUGCCCCUUUCCCAGCAGAGCUCUCUUCCCUUCUCCCAGCAAUCCGACAGGGGGCUGAGCUACCCGAUCUCGCAGCCGUCGCAGUCACAAGAUUUCCAGUUUGUGGAAGACGACUUUUCGCAGGAUGGGGCCGGUAGGACGCAGAAGGGCUACCCUUCCGUCGGCGGCACGUACAACUCUCUCAAUUCGCAGCUCUACGAGUAA